UCAGUCUGAGUGUAUGUGUGAACAGCAGCACGAGCCGCAGCGAGAGAAGCGUGCGUCUCUCUCUCUCUCUCUCUCUCUCUCUCUCUCUCUCUCUCUCUCUCUCUCUCUCUCUCACUCACACACUCACACUCACUCACCCACAUACACACUCACCCUGUCCGUGGCCAAGGAGCGCACCGCGUUUGCGCGCGCCACUGUUUCGCCACACGGGAAGGUUUGCGGUUCCGCGCGCUGCAGCACGAGCAGAAGACUUUUCUUUUUGGUUUGGUUUGUUUUGGUUUUGUUCUGCAGAACAUUAUCGCUGGCUGCGCCGUUCCUUCUCUCUAUCUCCUCAUGGAUUCAAUGCUGCUCUUCUUUUUCUCCUCCUUCUUCUCCUCCACGGUGUCCGCGAUCGGCCACUUCGCCACGGAAUGCUACACGGUGAACGGUGAGGAUUAUCGAGGGCAACAGAAUCAGACGAGUCUUCACGGAGGGAAGCCGUGCCUUUACUGGAAUGAAACGUUCCAGCAUCCGUACAACACACUGAAGUAUCCAAACGGAGAAGGAGGACUGGGAGCUCACAACUUCUGCAGGAACCCAGAUGGAGAUGUUCAGCCAUGGUGCUACAUUGCAGACCAAGAAGACGGGACUUACUGGAAGUUCUGUGAGAUUCCCAGUUGUCAGAUGCCAGGGAUUCUCGGAUGUUUUAAGGAUAACGGUGAUCCUCCUCCUCUUUCUAAGAGCUACCAGACGUCUCAGAAGCUCACAGUGCAGAGCUGCAUCAGCCUUUGUCGCAACCAGAGAUACAAGCUUGCGGGAAUGGAGGCGGGCUACGCAUGCUUCUGCGGCAACGAGCUCGACUAUCAUCUCCAUGGUGACGCCCCAAGUUUGGAGUGCAGUCACGGGUGCUUCGGGGACCAACAGCAGCCAUGCGGAGGAGACGGACACGUCAUCGUCUUCGACACCAAAGUUGGAGCAUGUGGUGGAAAUUACACAACUGAAUCAGCCGUAAUCUACUCACCGGACUUCCCAGAUAAAUACGCACCCGGCCGUGUCUGUUACUGGACCGUCCAGGUCCCAGGAGCGUCGGUCAUCCUGUUUAACUUCACUUUCUUUAACAUCAUGGACCAGGCGGAUAUGGUCGAGCUGCUGGACGGAUACACCAAUCAGGUGUUGGCUAGGUUCGAUGGGCGAAACCCACCGCGGGAAAUCGUUAACAUCAGCGCAGACUUUGUUAUCUUAUACUUUUACUCAGACAGGACGAACCAGGCCCAUGGGUUCUCCAUGAUCUAUCAAGCUUACAGAGCACAGAGCGGCAGAUCUGCUGAAGAUGUCGUUACCGGUGAUGACAACAAUGACGAACAAACCGCCAGUACCAUAGAUCCACGUGCCGGCAGCAUCACAGAGAGAUCAAACAUCAGCAAGGAUGACAAAUCUUCUCAGAUUCUCUAUCUGAUCACAUCCAGUCCCAAAAAGUCAGAAAACGAAAUGCCGGGUCAGUGGCUCGGCCGGGGCCGGACUGCUGCUCAUAGCACCAUGUGGACCAUUUAUGCGCUGGCUGCCUUGCUAACGCUAACUUUGAUAGCCAUGGUGGCAAAGCUAGUUCUUCAUGUUACAGUAAAAUCUCCCACCAUUCCCACGGUGAGCAGUUCAGACUCUUGCUCUCAGAGCACCACCUCAGAGCCAUGGAUUAUCUUCUACAGACCUUCCACCAUCUCGCUCUUUAAAAAGAAGCUCAAAAACCAUCAUGGUGACCUCAGCCCUCUGGUGGGCAAUUAACCAUAGACACACACACACACACACACACACACACACACACACACACACACACACACACACACACACACACACACACACACACACACACACAGUCAUACAAACUCUACUGGACAGCAGGUAGCAAGUACAAUGGAGCACUUGAUAAAGAACUGGAUAUCAACUGACAGCCAAUCAGAUGGUGCCAUCUUAUGUUGGGGGUGUGGCCUCCACAGCACAGGACCACGACAAAGCCUUAUUCGCAUGUCCAUACGGCCUGAGAAGUUCUGGGAAAAGACUUCUGAAUUCUUUCAGCAGGUUUUCAGGUACACAGAUUCUGGCAGUCACAGACAGAUGAGGAGUUCAGAUAAGAAUCUCUUGUUAAAGAAAAAAGACAGAUCAUAGUGUAACGUGGAGCGGCUCGCAUAACCGUCUUAACGCCAAUGCAGACAAUCAGCCUUUUCUACCACACUGAGACCUGAUUCUGUUUCAGUCCAUUUUCACCUCAUUCUUUAUGUAGGUCACCUCUUGUUUGGAACAGGAUUACGCUUUCUCCAGAGGAGGACGUACAGGAUCAUGAUCCGGCAAAUAAUACAGCAACAAACAGAAGAGAGAGAGACAGAGUGUGUGUGUGUGUGUGUGUGUGUGUGUGUGUGUGUGUGUGUGUGUGUGUGUGUGUGUGUAAAUCUGCCAUCGCUACAGCUCGGGCCUUGCUCCAAACAAACUGGCAUUCCAUGUUCCUUCUGGACCUCUGUAAACAGCUUUUCAGUAUUUUUUUUUUCCAUUUGUUGUGGGUUUUUCAUCUUUGUGUUUUUUUUUUCAUGUCUGGUGUCUGUAAGUGCCUUAAGGGUUGGAAAAUUGUUUGUGUGUACAAUUUUUUUCCUUUACUUCCCACAGAGCUGUCUUUAAAGGCAGAGAGAUGAAAGAUACACAAGUUUCCCAUUACCACCGCUGCAGCCGAUCAGCCAAGACAUGUUUGUUGCCUGAAGUUUAUUUCUUUCUGCGUUUUUUUUUUUUUUUUGCGCCGUAGCUACGAUGUUCUAGCUUAACGUCGGUGUCUCGUGCAGAAUUGUCGAUGUUGGUUUUUGACAGACAUUUUAAAAAAAAAGAUGUGUCUAAAGCUGAAAGGAGUCUACAGGAGUUUACAUUUUACUCAGUGUGGAACUAAAAAGCAUCUCCUUUGGUUAGCGUUUGAUGCUGAGAGACAUUACACUGACAUUUUUUACUUUUUCUAGUCAUUUUUCGACACAUCUGAGAAAAAUGUUCCUAUCCCUGACAUGUUUGUCUCAUUUUCGCUGCCGUUACACCUUUACACUAUCUGUAUAAUACAACAUCAGUGGCUAGAUAGAUAAACAAUUAGCCUCAGUCACUAGCUAGCUUCUAGCAUUGUUGCUGAGCUCUCACAAUUUAAACACAACAUAUCAUUUUUACUGAUUUUAUUAUGGCACAAAUUAUAUUACUUGGCAAAAGAUUAACUAGCCCAAUGCUAAACCUCUAGAUUUGAGCCUAGCUGUUGCGAAAAACUCUGAGUUCACACAACCUAAAGUCGUGACGCACCCAUAAAACGUUGAUGCUAAGUGACGUUACCCUGUAAUAUCAGUUAUUUAGUCUUUCUUUCAUAUUUUAUCAACACAUCUGAGGUAAAUGAUGAUCUUCAGUGAGUGAAUCAAUCAACCGUUUCAUUUUACUGUUAUUACACCUUAAAUGCUAUCUAGCUAGAUGAUUAGCCUCAGUCACUAGCUAGAUAGCAUUUAAGGUGUAAUAACAGUAAAAUGCUAUCUAGCUAGAUGAUUAGCCUCAGUCACUAGCUAGCUUCUGUACUUGUGGUGUUUCCUAGCUGCCUAGAAACGCUGUCCUACAAAUUUAACCACUUAAACAGUGAUAUCAUAUCAUAUCAUAUCAUAUCAUAUAUCUUUCCAUGAUAUUUCUGACAGCUCCAAUUUUACUGAUUGUUAGAACAUUUUCAGUUCUCAUUGGUGAUGCUAGUUAGCAUAAUUUUUGUAAUAUUAUCUUUUCAUGGUCAUUUUUCCAAAAUAUCUGAGGUAAAUGUUUAUAUUCCAGACAUUUUUGUCUCACUUCCAGAUAAUACUACUUAGCUAUAUGCUAGCUGUAUAAAUUAUUAUCUAGCUUCCAUGUUUGGCGGUAGCCUUUUAGCUUCUGUGUAAAACUAAAGAACUUGAAACAGUAAACAGGUCUUGGCUAAUCGGCUGCAUCUGGGAUAAACAGGGACAUUGUGUAGAUUCCAUUUUUGUCCAAAUCUUUUCAGCUUUGUCACUUCAGUGAGUCGCCGCUGAAAGCUUGCGUGUGGGAGCCAUGAAAAGUGACACAUUCUUCCAAAACAAUCCUCUCUUUCUCCUUCUCCUCCUCCUUCUUGUUUUUUCCAUGGGCUCUCGGACGUUACAGCACUUCCCACAUUUUUCAGCUUUAUUCGAAUCAGUGCUGUUGUUCUUGUGUUAACUACAGUGCUGCCACCCGGAGUGUCAGGGUCACGACACAAAAUUCUGUCUAGUCAUGUUAAAUAUUCUGAAAAUGAGCAACAGGGUGAAAGAACAACAGCAAAACAGUCAUGACUACAUCCCACGCCGCAAUCUACUGUAUAAAAUAAUGUCACAAAAUGUGGUUUCUGCCAUUGUGAGUUGAAAUACUGACAUUUUAUAUGCAGUGAUGUUGUGCUAAGCGCGAUUUCAGAUAUUUAUUUUCCUGUGAACAAAAUAGUUUGAAUGAAAUUGUAAAAUUUAUAAAGCGUUAUUUAAUUAAACCACCGACAUUAAAAUAGUACACUUUAUAACAAUUCAGAAACGUACAGCACCAUGAGCUAGAUGUUUUCUUCCGAUACAAAUACAACUGAAAUGUUCACAUCAUACUCAUGAAAAUAUUCCAGAAAGUUAUCACUAGUUCAAUGCACUUAAAUUUACUUAAAUAUGGAAUUUACUAUAGUACUGUGCUGAAUUUGGCCUACAGUGUAUACUUAAAAUUAAACCUCUAAACUUAAAGCCCUUAUUGCUUUUAGACCAAAAUUAAAACAUAGCAAACUUUCUUUAGCUUUAUUGGCUGUUUUUCAGUUAACAGCCACACACACAAGCUGCCGAUUAUAUUUCUAUUGUUAAUACCCCAAUCCCAACCCUAACUCCAAUCCUACCCCUUUCACCAAUUCCAACUUUAAACCUCAAAAACCAAUCCCAGCGCUACCUUUAACCUCAAUCCCAACUGCCCCACUUUUAAUUCCAACCUUAAAUCCCAAACCUUAAUCCUACUAACCCUAAAGUCCAAUCUCAACCCUAAACCCCAACAUCGGUCCUCCAAACCCACCCCUGAACCUAAUGCCGACACCAACCCUAACCUUAAACCCCAAUCCCAACGCCAAUCCUAACCCUAAACCUAAUUCCGACCCCAAACGCAACUUAACCCUCACCCCAACCCUAGUCUACACUGUUAAAGACUUAAAUAUGUAAAUCAGAGCAAUAAAUGUGCAAAAUGAUAAAUCUGCAUAGUAUAUUACGUUAUUUUUGUUUAUUCGAACAAUAUUUGCCAUUCAUUGGGGAUAUUCACAGUAUAUAUUCCCACUAUAAUCCCAGUAUCAUUUCAGAUACAUUCAGAUGGUGUAUGGAAAUUUUACAGACUUUACAUUUUUGUGCUUGAAGUUGAUGAUAUGUCAAAAAUCAUUCAGAAAAUUCUAUUAUGAUGGCACGUUCAUGAUCCGCCUCUUAUCGCCCCUGAAAAGAUCAGAUUUUAACAGAAGCACAGGCAAAUGUUAAUGUUCACAGUUCUCCAUUUACAGCACUUGUAAUCUGUUUUUGCGUCUUUGGCUUCUGUAAUUCAGCCACCAUUUUAGAGACACUGUGUGUUUAAUUUCUUACAAUUUUUGGUUGAACUGUUCCUUAAUCCAGCACUUUGUGUACUGAAAAUGUUUAAAUAUGUUUAUAGCUUUAUCGUCUCUGAAAACAACCCGAUUCCGUCUGAUCUGGGAUCGGAUUAGUGCUCGGACGGGGAAAGCUUGUUUCUGUGUGUGUGUGUAUGUGUGUGUGUGUGUGUGUGUGUGUAUGCGUGAACGUUCUGUUUGUUUCUACCAGCGUUACAUUUUUGUUUAUGCUUUACAUUUUAAGGAAUUGUCUUCCUACCAAAACUGUACUGUAAUUUCUUUUUCAAGUUAGGUGUGUGCUGAUGUUAUAUUAUUAUAUCACUAUCCCAGGCUAAAGGUUUUGCAUGAUUUUGUCUUUAAAAAAAAAAACAGCUUCAUGUUUACCUUCACCUGUGCUCAUUAGGGAUUACAUAUUUUUAAUUGUACGUCUUAAAUCGUAGAGUUUGCACACUUUUGCUAUUAAAUAUGCAAAUGGUGCUGAGGAAUGAAGUGCGGUAGUGUAAGAGUUUGAAAUAUAGCUCAAAGUUCUAGGCGAAAAUUUGAACAAUUUCUGGUCAAAAUAGUCGCUAAUUGUUUCUAUUCUAUUAACUGAAGAAUUAUGACUGAGUCUCAUUCAGAGCUUGAGAAACAAUUCUGAAUUCUGAAAUUCCCAAGUUUUUGGCUCAUUACCGAUCCAAAUCCUUUCAUCAUGAUCUCAGGGGUCGAUGCUAGGUACGUUUUUAUUCUCUAUUUUUAUGUAAGUACUAGUGCCAUAAAAUCUAUCUAGCAUUGGGUUAGUUAAGUAUCUAGUAUUAGACGUACACUUAAAAACAAACAAUUCGUAAUGAGCGUAGUUGAUUUGAUGGCAUGCUUUAAAUUUGGCCAAAACUGAAGACUAGAAGAAGUUAUCUCAGGUUAUAUACAAAAAAAACAACUCGACUCAUUCCUCAUGACUUUAUCAGCACACACCUAAUACACACGGCAUGGAUGAAACACUCGACACGAUGAUGUUCAGAAAUGUCGCAGCACUUAUUUGAUGUGUUCCUUUAUAUGAUUUCUGUGGGAUUUUUGUGGCAUUCCUCCUGCCAACGUUGCAUCUGUGACUAACUGAUUACUUGUCAUUAUUUGACCUCAAACUUUACAUUCUUUUCAGCUUUGUUUGUUGUUUUUUUAAAGAUAAGACGCCGUUGUGUGACUGUUCCAUUUUAAUCGUCCUGGGGAAGCAGAACGCGUAACAGCCCUAACCAUAAUAGUGAAUAGCGAGAUGAAAAAGGACCUUUGUGUGUGUGUGUGUGUGUGUGUGUGUGUGUGUGUGUGUGUGUGUGUGUGUGUGUGCGUGCGCGCGCGUGUGUGUGUGUGUGUGUGUGUGUGUGUGUGUGUCCGAACUCCAGACUUCCAGUAAAGCACUCGCUCUUCCUGCUCUGAUCUCCCAGACGAGCGAACGCCACAGUCCCGCCUGUCAUAAUUACCGCAUGAAUAAAUCCGAGUCAUGGAGAAACUCAUGCAUACAAAAACUCACAGAGAGAGAGAAAGAGAGAGAGAGAGAGAGAGAGAGAGAGAGGGAGGGGGAGAGAGAGGGAGAAAGGAGCACACACUAACCAGAAAACCAAAAGUGACAGCUCCAAUUCAUCAAGGUCACAUUACCAGCGGACGAUAGCGUCCUGCACCAUCCUGUCUCAACACACUCCCUCUGCUUUAACACAUCACAUCACAACACAUCACAUUACAACACAUCACAAAACAUCACAACGCAACACAUCACAACGCAACACAACACAACGCAACACAUCACAACACAACGCAACACAUCACAACACAUCAC
Messenger RNA from Tachysurus fulvidraco (yellow catfish), 7394 nucleotides. RefSeq names its product kringle containing transmembrane protein 1 (gene kremen1). Lineage: Eukaryota; Metazoa; Chordata; Actinopteri; Siluriformes; Bagridae. Bases 334 to 1758 code for a protein of 474 amino acids. The transcript is spliced from 10 exons. The record is from RefSeq and is a predicted model, not a curated record. Gene Ontology annotation, cellular component: plasma membrane. Gene Ontology annotation, biological process: multicellular organism development.